CUCCGCAGGGCGACGUCGAGGAGGGAGGUCAGCAGCAGCGGUCAAGCAUGGGCAGCUGCAGCCUGCUGGUGCUGGUGCUGGUGGCGUCGGCCGUCGGUUUUCAACUGCCUGUGGACGUGGAGCCCGAUUUACCUCUCUCGGUGAAUCUGGACUUGGACGUUAAAGAAUACUGGGAGCUCUUACUGAACUGGCUCAGUUCACACUCAUCCCAGCCCGGCUUCGGCAAAAUCCUGAUGGCCAGCCCGCGAGCGCGUGCCACGGCGAGCGAUGACCAGAGCCACCUAUCGGGAAAAACAUCAACUAUGGAUUCCACCAUGCCGCAAGUGGGGAGCCUGUUCUCGCAGCGGCAAGUUAGUAUGCAGGUGGUCGAGCAGGCGCCGCGCCAAGAUGAUGACGCUAGAGUCUUAGACCUGGACGAGACAAAACUGAGCCAGGGUGACAUCAGCGAAAUGGUCGCGGACCUGAUUGCCAAGCAGCUGAAAGACGCCGGCGUGUCUGCGGAGGACUUAGCCGCCUUUAUCGCCAACCAGACGGCCGGCAGGGACGUGGGAGACGAGCAGUUUCCCGACAGCGGCGACGACCAGACCUCACAGGAGCCGAGCCGGACGGACCCAGCAGAUGACAGCAACGGCCCAGGCAGGUCCGGAACGGAGGACGAUGAGGAAAAGGAAGGAGAGGACGAUAAGAGCCGGACGUCCGCGCGGCACCCGAGGGUGCUCAGCGCCUCCGCACCAGCCAGCGGAGGGCCUGAUGUAUUCAAUAACGGCACCGACUACUUCAAGUGGCUGGAAGAUAUCAUGAAGCAAGUGGAGGAUAAGAUGGCUAAAAAGGGAAACACGGCGGAUGACACAGCGAUGAACGAAAGACCACCACAAUCGAACGAUCAAUCAACCAGGGGUGAUGAAAAUACAAAGGAGGCUUCUUCAUUGGAACCGCAGGGUUUGAAGGACUGGCAAAAGUCUGAGGAUGCUCACGGAGGUUUCGAUAACAUUCCUAAAGCUGUCCCCAUGAUUGUCAUGUCUGGAAACACAUACAUAAAGGACAUUGGGAACUUCAGAAACACAUACACCUACGGACAACUGCCCCUGAAAGUUCGCACGCUGGAACCAAAUGGCAACGACUCCGGUCUUAAGCUCGACGACUCCGAGACCAACGACAACACGCCCGUCAAGUCGAGCAAGCGAGACGGCAACACCCGGCGCGGAGAUAGUCUCGAGUCGAGCAAGCGGGACGGCAACACCCGGCGGAGGGAUAGUCUCGAGUCGAGCAAGCGGGACGGCAACACCCGGCGCAGGGAUAGUCUCGAGUCGAGCAAGCGGGACGGCAACACCCACCGUCUGAGAAGUAGUGCGCCAAACGCCCAGGUUCGCGGUCACGACGACAGAACUGAUGGUCACAACAACGGCAAGGAUAAUGGUCAGGACAGCUCAACCUACCACAGCCAGGUGCAUGGACACGACGAUGGAGACAGUAGAGGGGAUAAUGGUCGGGGAAGCUCGACCUAUCAUAGCGAAGUUCAUGGACACGACGAUGGAGACAGCAGAGGGGAUAAUGGUCGGGGUAGCUCAACCUAUCAUAGCGAAGUUCACGGUCACGACGAUGGAGACAGCAGACAGAAUAAUGGCCAAGACAGCUCAACUUACCACAGCGAGGUGCAUGGACACGACGACGGAGACAGCAGCGGGGACAGCAGGAGCAGGAAUGGUCAGGGUCAAAGAAUGAUCCGCGGACAUGACGAUGGAGGCACCAACAGCAGCCCAGUUCACGGCCACGACGACGGGGGAACCAACAACAGCCCAGUCCACGGCCAUGACGACGGCGGAACCAACAGCCCAUUCCACGGCCAUGACGACGGCGGAACCAACAACAGUCCAGUCCACGGCCAUGACGACGGCGGAGCCAACAACAGUCCAGUCCACGGCCAUGACGACGGCGGAACCAACAACAGUCCAGUCCACGGCCAUGACGACGGCGGAACCAACAACAGUCCAGGCCACGGCCAUGACGACGGAGAAACCAACAACAGUCCAGUCCACGGCCACGACGACGGAGAAACCAACAACAGUCCAGUCCACGGCCAUAACGACGGUGGUUCCGCCGGCCCGCUGCGGGAGCCGGCGGUACAAACCACCGAGAGGCGCAACAUCAGCAUGACGAUGACGAACGUCAGCCUGGCCGUGCUGGGCUGCGCCGUGUUCGUGCUGGGCGCGGCGCUGGUGGUGCACCGAGUCCGGAAGUCACGGCUCGGUCCGUUCCGACGCGCAGACUACAUCAUCAUUUGAAGAUGCUGGUGAAGAUUUCUUUCCGGCCGUCUCCACUCUGGGCUGCUCCAGGCCAGGCUGAACCACCCCUCCUCUGAAGCCUCUCGCUCCCCCGAGCGUCACAGUGUUGUGUGUUGCGUCAUUCGUCGCAGUGUUGUGUGUUGCGUCGUUCGUCGCAGUGUUGCGUGGAUACGCUGGUGCACAGUGUGCUGCGAUUCGAGCCGAGCUGCAAUCAUAUAAACCCCCACAAACACUGCGUAAAAUUAAUCUAAAACUUCCUAGGACUAGUCGUUUGGUGUAAUUUCCCACUGCUACACAUGACGAGGACAGCGUCCAGAGGCAACGGUGCGUGCUUUGAAAAACCGUCAUGCCUGCGAGCUGUACCUUGCUGCGUAUAUGAAGAGACAUCGAUACGUGUAUGUUUAUGUUAACAAUUACGCAUGGGACUUAGCAAUGAUGAUAUCGUGACUCGAGUCAUAUACGUAAUGAGAUCGCAGUA
Messenger RNA from Pollicipes pollicipes, 2760 nucleotides. RefSeq lists its product as uncharacterized. The coding region runs from base 48 to 2282 and encodes 744 amino acids. The transcript is spliced from 4 exons. The record is from RefSeq and is a predicted model, not a curated record. NCBI's taxonomy places the organism in Eukaryota, Metazoa, Arthropoda, Thecostraca, Pollicipedomorpha, Pollicipedidae.